Molecule: messenger RNA, 1125 nt
Organism: Podospora anserina S mat+
Lineage: Eukaryota; Fungi; Ascomycota; Sordariomycetes; Sordariales; Podosporaceae
Exons: 4
Coding region: 1-1125 (374 amino acids)
Biological process (GO): beta-D-galactose catabolic process via UDP-galactose, Leloir pathway
Cellular component (GO): cytosol
Molecular function (GO): UDP-glucose 4-epimerase activity
Source: RefSeq, a predicted model, not a curated record
AUGGCCGUGGGAACCGUUCUCGUCACUGGUGGCACCGGCUACAUUGGGUCUUUCACCACCCUUGCACUGCUCGAAAAUGACUACAAUGUCGUCAUUGUCGACAACCUUUACAACUCGUCCAAGGUGGCGGUAGAUCGCAUUGAGCUGAUCUGUGGGAAGCGGCCCUUGUUCUACGAGGUCGACGUGACCAACGAAACCGCCCUCGACGAAGUGUUUGCGAAGCACCCAGAAAUCGACAGUGUCAUUCACUUUGCAGCUCUCAAGGCUGUCGGCGAAUCAGGCGAGAUUCCUCUGGAUUACUACCGAACCAAUGUCGGCGGCAGCAUCUCGUUGUUGCGCUCCAUGGAGAAGCAUAAUGUUACCAACAUCGUCUUCUCGUCGUCGGCUACCGUUUACGGCGAUGCCACCCGCAUUCCCAACAUGAUCCCGAUCCCUGAGCAUUGCCCAAUCGAAGCCACCAAUACUUAUGGCCGGACCAAGGUUAUGAUUGAGCAGGUGAUUACCGACCAAAUCCAUGCCCAGAGGCAGAAGAACCAGAAGGCGGGCAAGCCCUUUGAGCAGUGGAACGGGGCGCUCCUGCGUUACUUCAACCCCUGCGGCGCGCAUCCCAGUGGUAUAAUGGGUGAGGAUCCGCAGGGUGUUCCCUACAAUUUGCUCCCUCUGCUGGGCAAGGUCGCUACGGGGGAGAGGGAGAAGCUGUUGGUGUUCGGUGAUGACUACGCUUCAAAAGAUGGCACCGCGAUUCGCGAUUACAUCCACGUCCUCGAUCUCGCCUCUGGUCAUUUGGCUGCCCUCAACUACCUCCGCGAACACAAGCCUGGGGUUCGCGCCUGGAACCUGGGAUCUGGCCGUGGCAGCACAGUGUUCGAGAUGAUCAAAGCCUUCAGCAAGGUUGUCGGUCGGGACCUGCCGUACGAGGUCGUUGGGAGGAGACAGGGCGAUGUGCUUGACCUGACAGCCAACCCUGCCCGUGCAAACGAAGAACUGCACUGGAAGACACAGUUGACGCUGGAAGAUGCCUGCGCUGAUCUCUGGCGCUGGGUGGAGAACAACCCUAGGGGGUACAGACAAGACCCGCCGGCCGAGCUGCUAGAUGCGUUGAAGGCGAGCAAGCACAAGAACUAA